CACCUUCUUCCUAUUACAUGGAAUCUCGUAAUGUGAAAUGUAGGGUGUUUAAGUACGGCCCAAUUUAGAAAGCAUCUUGCUCUAACUCAGAAGAUGCUGUGGGAUAGAAAUGUGAAUAGACAUGUAUUUAUGUCGAUAAACAUAAUUACGAUAUUGUCCUUCCACACAUAAAUGCAGCGUAUAGAAUUAAAGGCCGCACCAAGGUUAAGAAUGUCAUUUAAGAUGUACGUAAGAGGCUGCCGUGCAUAUCAAUCUACGGAUAAGCAACUUGUUAUCAAUCAGUUGUGAGGCCUCAUGAACUGUACUGUAGUAUCUAUCUUUCAGGGAAAAAGAAUCUCUCCUUUUCAGUAUCAAGUAUGCUUCAAGACUUUAUUAGAUCUAUAUAUAUAGCAUUAACAAGCUAGAGUCCUGAUCACUCACAACAAAACCUAAAGCUUUCUUCUAGCUAUCACUCACUAAAACUUUCAUUUACCAAAUUUAGGCUAUUGGUUUUGUGAUAUAUAUAUAUAUAUAUUAUUGCUACAAGUUCCCAAAUUAAUGGCCACAGUUACAGCGUUGGUGAAUGAAAGGUCGGUGGUUAUAUUCAGCAAAACCUCGUGCUGCAUGUGCCAUACAAUUCAGACAUUGAUAAGAAGUUUUGGAGCAAAUCCAAUUGUUUACGAGCUAGAUGAGCAUCCAAGGGGACAACAAAUAGAGAAGGAGCUCAAGGGAUUAGGGUGUAAGCCAAGUGUACCAGCCGUUUUCAUAGGGCAGCAGCUGAUUGGGGGUGCCAAUGAGAUAAUGACCCUUCAUCUCAAGGGUCAGCUAGUGCCAUUGCUCCUUAGCUCUAACGCUAUAUGGGUUUAGUGAAAUGUGCUAAAAAAAUAUCCAUAUUUUAUAGUAUAAAUUAAGUAAGAGUUAUGUACGUACGUUAAUACAACUAUAGGAUCAAUUUAA
This is a messenger RNA of Lactuca sativa (garden lettuce), 936 nucleotides long. RefSeq names its product monothiol glutaredoxin-S6. The record is from RefSeq and is a predicted model, not a curated record. Lineage: Eukaryota; Viridiplantae; Streptophyta; Magnoliopsida; Asterales; Asteraceae.